Messenger RNA from Tyto alba (common barn owl), 5185 nucleotides. It is a transcript of the gene SLC34A2, whose product is annotated as solute carrier family 34 member 2. The transcript has 14 exons. Lineage: Eukaryota; Metazoa; Chordata; Aves; Strigiformes; Tytonidae. Gene Ontology annotation, cellular component: vesicle; apical plasma membrane; brush border. Gene Ontology annotation, molecular function: sodium:phosphate symporter activity. Gene Ontology annotation, biological process: intracellular phosphate ion homeostasis; sodium-dependent phosphate transport. The record is from RefSeq and is a predicted model, not a curated record. The coding region runs from base 111 to 2141 and encodes 676 amino acids.
GGACUAAGAACAACACGAAGCGGUGACUUUCCAGAGGAAAUAUCAGUUUCAGUGGCUGCCCAGUUGAUCCGUUCGCUCUGUUGUCUGGGAAUAAAGAAGUGUCAUAGAUCAUGGCUCCCUGGCCCGAGGUGGAAAAGCCUGAAACCAAUAACUAUAUUGGAGACCCUUCCAAACAAAACCAGAACAUGACUGGGAAAGAAGGAGAAAAUCACAAAGGCAACGUGACUGCACUUGGAAAUAAAGGGGAAAUUCAACCUGCAUUUUCCACAAUAGCCUUGAUAGAUGAGACAAGGCCAGAAGAAGAAGAAGACCCAUGGGCUCUGCCGGAACUGCAGGACACUGGGGUCAAGUGGUCAGAACUGGAUAGAAAAGGAAAAAUCAUUCGUGUACUCUACGGGAUAGGGAAGUUUAUUAUGCUACUUGGAUUACUCUACAUGUUCGUGUGUUCUCUGGAUGUACUGAGCUCUGCUUUUCAGCUGGUAGGAGGUAAAGCAGCAGGGGACAUUUUUAAAGAUGAUUCAGUGCUGUCUAAUCCUGUUGCGGGACUGGUGAUUGGAGUUCUGGUAACCGUUAUGGUCCAGAGCUCCAGCACUUCUUCAUCCAUUGUGGUCAGCAUGGUAUCCUCCACACUGCUGACUGUUCAAGCAGCUAUUCCUAUCAUAAUGGGGGCAAACAUUGGCACCUCAGUUACAAACACAAUUGUGGCACUCAUGCAAGCUGGGGACAGGAAUGAAUUUAGAAGGGCCUUUGCUGGGGCAACAAUCCAUGAUUUCUUUAACUGGCUCGCUGUGUUUGCGCUGUUGCCCAUUGAAGUAAUUUCUGGCUACCUUUACCGUCUCACCAGUGUUAUAGUUGAUUCCUUUCAUCUUGAAAGUGGUGAUGAUGCCCCUGAGCUACUAAAAGUUAUUACAGACCCCUUUACAAAGCUCAUCAUUGAGCUUGAUAAAUCAGUAAUAAAUGCAAUUGCUACAAAUGAUGAAGCAGCAAAAAACAAAAGCCUGGUAAAGAUUUGGUGUGAAACUGAAACCAAUGUGACACUGCAGAAUGUCACAAUUCCACCUUCAGAAAAUUGCACAUCUCCUGACAUUUGUUGGACUGAAGGAAAUGUGACAUGGACCCUCAAGAAUAUAACUGAAACAGAAUAUAUCAGUAAAUGCCGGCAUCUCUUCACAGACUCAGACCUGCCUGAUCUUGGCAUCGGUCUCAUCCUUCUGGCUUUGUCCCUGCUUGUUCUGUGCUCCUGUUUGGUGAUGAUUGUUAAGCUAUUAAACUCUGUGCUUAAAGGACAAGUGGCAAGCGUUAUCAAGAAGACAAUCAACACUGAUUUCCCAUUUCCUUUUACUUGGCUAGCUGGAUACCUGGCUAUGCUCGCAGGGGCUGGUAUGACCUUCGUUGUCCAAAGUAGUUCUGUUUUCACAUCUGCUAUUACACCCCUUGUUGGCAUUGGCGUUAUAAGCAUUGAGCGCUCUUAUCCCCUUACCUUAGGAGCUAACAUUGGCACAACCACAACAGCUAUACUUGCAGCUUUAGCAAGUCCAGGGAGUACAUUAAAAUAUUCAUUACAGAUUGCCCUGUGCCACUUUUUCUUCAAUGUCUCUGGGAUUAUUCUGUUUUACCCACUACCUUAUACCCGGCUGCCAAUCCGCAUGUCCAAGACCUUGGGAAACAUAUCAGCCAAGUACAGAUGGUUUUCUAUAUUUUAUCUUCUCCUCUGCUUCUUUCUUUUGCCUUUGUUUGUAUUUGGUCUGUCACUGGCAGGCUGGCCAGUCCUUUUGGGUGUUUGCCUUCCCAUAUUUGCUCUUUUUAUGGCUGUGGUUAUAAUUAAUAUUAUGCAGAAGAGGCGACCACAUUCACUGCCUGAGAAGCUCCAAAACUGGGAUUUCCUACCUGUCUGGAUGCACUCCCUAGAGCCCUGGGACAAUAUACUUAUGUCUUCACUCGCCUUUUGUGGGAAACACUGCUGUGGAUUCUGCAAGUGCUGCAAAGUCAAUGCAGAACAGGAGGGUGCCAAAGACAACCAACCAAAAACUAUGGAGGUUUAUGAAAACACCGUUGCGAUGGCUGAUGAAGAAAGAGGUGGAAGAAGGGCACCAGCUGCAGCUUGUGUUGAAAAAACAGGCACAAACAACACAGCCUUAUAGUAGCAGAUAAACCCAUAUUAGCAGAGAUACAGUAUAUCAUGUCAGGCUCUUGAAAACCACCUUGGACAAUGCACUGAGGACAGAGUGAACAUUUUCUUAGGUUCCUGCAGCCAGUGAUAUAUCACUCAUCAAGGAAUGGAGUCAAACAAGCUUGACAGAGUCCCUAGAAAUCUAUGAUCAGUUGAAAAGCUAAUGACAGAUUUGCUUACAGAGGAUCUACUAUGCGGUAUCUUCAUCCAAUGCUAUCAGUAGCAAACAAAAGAAAUCCUGAUAUAGGCACAUGAAGAGAGGGAUGAAAGGAGUGGUGAUCAAUUCAAACUUAAUUAAAAAACAAACAAACAAACAAUGCACUUGUAGAACAGCUUUCCUGACCUACUAGCUUAUUCAGCAAAGUUACUUUAUAAUACCUAAAAAGCUCUGGAAAUGAGAAAAAAAAAAGAAAAAAAAGAAAAAAAAAAAAAAGAGAACCAAAAAAAAGAGAGCAUCCUAAUGUUUUUAUUGGCCUGUUUGCAGUGGUCAAAAUGAAAAACAGUAAUUUUCCCAGUAUGGACAAAAUUUAUUCCAUGUGUGUGAAAGAAAAUGAAAUGCUGGGAAAUCCUUCAGAAGCUCUGGGAGUCCUACUCUGGCAUAAGGGUGUGCAUAAACCCAUUUUGAGCCCUCUCUGUCUCCUUUAACACUGGGGACAGGAGUUAUAAUCUUUUAUUAUCUCAAGCUAAAGGCCAUAAAAAUAAUUGCUGAUCCCUCUGCCUGCUGAAGGUUAAGCACUGAGUUUGGAGAGAGUGGGUGGUUACCAAAGGGCCUGGUGGACUCAGGAUGUGGUUGUGUGGCCAUUCCUCUCUCCUGAUGGCCCGCUCCAAGCCUGUUCACCAUGUAACCCUGCAAUCAGAGGAAUGGUGCGUGAGGGAGGAGAAGCGGCCAGUGUAGGGGAGGAGACAGCCACCAAGCCUGGGCUGAUGCCAGGAGAUCUGUGUGCAACUGUGGCUCCAUUUGGCUGAGCCACAAAAUGACUUUUCAGAGUAGUGGUGGAGACUGGCUUUAGAGCCACAAAAGAGGGAACCUGGAGAGCAGAUUAUGGCAAGCACGGGACACACGGUAACAUUUACUGGAAAGAAAGGAGUGUUCACUCUGCACCAUCACUUUGUGCUCUGAACCACUCUCCUUGGAAAUGAUGUGAAUUUUACUGGCAAUUGUAUGUAGCGAUUAAAAUCCCAAAUAAAAUCCAUAAUAGUGUAGUCACUACCGUGUGCAGUCAAUCCAUAAGUAGUGUAGCAUUUGGUGGGAAGUUACUUGUGCUCAAAUCUUACCGUUACGGAUGUUUUAGUAAAUGCUUGUGAGGCUGUUCCGAGUCACGGUCUGACAAAAGGUAUAAUUUCAAUGUCAGAAAAAGAGCAUUUCAAAAAUGCACUGAGUACCUCUGCUGGCCUUCAAUAGCUUAGAUAUCAGCAAGUAUGGGAUAAUAUCUGAAGUCCAACCACUAAUGUUAAAAAAAAAAUCAGGUGGCUGAGUGUAGGCCAAGUGUCAUUUAAAGCCAGUUUACGUGGAUGAGUUGUUGAUUAAAUUUGAAAUGGAAAGGCUGAGAAGACCCUUAGUUUAACAGCCACUCAGUGCUGCUAGAACACAUUGAAUUCCAAAUAGUUGUUUUUUUUUUUUUUUUUCUUCAGAGCUCUGGAAUUCAGUUGGUUGAAUUCGGCUAUCAGGUAAAUAUGUAUAUUUUAGUUUUAAUUUACUUUUUUAAACUGACAUUUAAACUGGCAAACAGUGUUGCCGAAAAUGUGUUCGCAAAUUGUAUUCAUACUGAGAUUCCAACUGUUUCUGUAAUUGUGAGCCAGUGACAAAAUGCUUAGAAUCAGAGUGAAUUUUCAAAAGCAUUUAGUUUUGGUAUAGUUCUGCUCUUUUGGGGUUAGUAGCAGAGAGCAGAGUUAUGCCAAACUAUUCUUUUAAAAAUGAUUUUCCUUGUCCUUCAUAUAGCUGAAACAGAAUUUUGUCAGCAUCUCAUUUUUAUAGUGGAAUUUUGAUAUCUUCAGUAAUUCUUCUUCAUUUUAGUCUCGCAAUUAUGGAUGCUUUCAGAAUCUGUUUCUUUAAAUCCCAGCAUGCAAUUCCCAUGCUCUGUUUUUUUGGGAAAAAGAUGAGAAAAAUAUCCAGAAUUCUUUCCAAGUUACCUCAAGUUUCCAUUGACCACCGAUUGAAACAAGAAACAUUAAUCUACUUUUACUCAUUUCUUAAACAAUAUGCACCUUAUUUUGCAUCUUAAAGUAAAACCAUCAAGCACAGUGAUAAUAACUGUGGGAAAGCAGGUGUUACAAAAGAAUCAGGGUAAUAAUUAAUAGUCAGACAUAUCAGUACUUUAUGGUUCCUCAUUGUAACAUUUCCCCUCCAAUCUAUGCCAUUCUUCUCCUCUCUCCUUGCUCCAGGCCAUAUUGUGCCAUUGUUUUAGGCAGAUUCUGGCAAAGAGUUCUGUUUAACACUUGACAGCACAACAUGUCCUGGCAUAUUUUCCCCCCUACUCUUACCAAAAGAUAUUUACACUUUAUUUAUAAUUAUUUGAGUGUACAGAAUUUUUCGUAAGUUAUACAGAAAAAAGCUCGUGAUUGUGUUAUAUAUUACAUAUUUGAAAACUAUACAAUGUUUAUCUAUGAAAAUGUAAAAAGGAACUACUGUAUAUUUUGUAAUAUAACUUUUCAAAUUGUUUGUAACUGUGUAUACUACAUAUUAUGGAGUCUGUUCACUCCAUCAAUAAGUUACAUAAAGAUUGUUAGCAAUGCAGAGACAGAUUUCUUAAAGUAAAGAUGAAAAACACCCACAUACUUUCAUAAUAUGGUUUAAUGCACAAGGAUAUUGAACUCUACUUUUCUAAAAUAUUUGAAUUUUCUGUAAUGAGGAAUUUUGGAAAUACAAGGUUUCUAAAAUACUUUUUUAAACUCUUAAACACUGUAUCUUUUAACUGUUUUGAGGACAGUAUAUGGCUUUAUACUUUGUCAUGAAUAUUCAUCUUGUCUGUCCUCAUGCAUUGAAUGUAAAAAUAAAGAGAAGUUUUAAAAAAAUAA